Coregonus sp. 'balchen' is the source of this 40964-nucleotide messenger RNA. The record is from the annotation of a GenBank genome assembly. Lineage: Eukaryota; Metazoa; Chordata; Actinopteri; Salmoniformes; Salmonidae.
CAUCCGCGGCGCGCGCAGGCCAGAAGCAAGGAGGCGAGACAGAAAUGGCGGCGACGGCGGGGGAAGCAGCGUGAUAUGCUGGAGCAAUAAAACAACCUAAAAAUACAACUGUCAGUAACAUUGUCGAGAAAAUGAAAAAGAUGUCGAAUUAGGCCGUCUUUUGUAAUAAUUAUUACAAAAAAACUAACAUCUUCCCCGGAGAACGUCCAUCUUCUGAUUGGAAAAGACAAUCUCACCGGGAGCAUGGCUUCUCACAGUAACGUUAACCAGGUAACGUUAGAACUCUUCACGCUGCUGAUACGUCUAGGAUUUUUUUUACUGUUUCACGUUUUGACACAAGAUUAAUGAAAAAGUAGUCAAAUAAUAUAUUAAAUUUCUAGAUGUGUUCCUUGCCCGAAAUAUAGUGGUGACUUGUGUCAUUGAAAAGUGUGAUGAAAUUGCUUGCUAAUGCUUCCCUAAGCACGAAAAGCCUAUUUCCCCAUUGAAACACCAGCAUGGUACAGGCCCGAGGAGCCUCCAUUCAAAUUAGCCAACAGUACUCGAAGCAGGGUUAGAUUAAAAUAUAAACAUGGGCAAAAUCGUAUGUGCACGUGUUGUGUGGAGAAAAUAACACAUUCAAAAGACCCCAACAGGUGUCAUUUUCCUUUGACAAUUUGUAGUUGUUGUUGAAGAUUGCUGCGUGUAUGUGCAUGGCCCACCUGCUCUGGCUGAUGCGACAGGCCUGCUUAUCCCAGUGUAGAUUUUCAUAACUGGUUAUGUUAGCUAAAUUGCUAGUUUAGCAUUUAGAUAUGAGUGAUUUGUUAAAAGUGCCGACGAGUUAUAAGCAAAGAAUGAAUACAAAUGAUAUAUGGUCAAACGUGAACUUUAAUUGAUUUGUCUAGCCAGCUAGCUACCUAGCUUUAUUUAGCUAGCCAAAUUGAUUUGUCUAGCCAGCUAGCUACCUAGCUUAAUUUAGCUAGCUUGCCAGAGUUCGUGCGGACGCAGGUUGUGUGGCUAAUGACAUAGCUACAAUGGGGUUGUCUGAUCAGAGGCAGUUUUGCUAGAUAUCCGAAUCUGAACCAGUGAGGAUUCUGCAAACGGUUCGGAGCUUGCGCAUUGUACACUCUGUUUCUGCUGUCCCUUUUAGAGCACGUAGCUAGUUGUGCUUCUUUCAAGGGAAGCUGACUCAUGUGGACAGACCUCCAUGAUGUGUUUAGCUGUAAUGACUUGUCACGGCCUGAAGUCGUAACUACUAGCUAGGUAGCUAGCUAACUAUCCUACAUUGUAGUCGAACUUUAGAAAAGUAGCUAACUAGCUAUAUCUUCUGCCCAGGUAUAACAUUAGCCAACUAGCUAGAUGUGGUUGUAUACAGCCAUGUACGUUAGCUAGCUUGCCUGCUGGGGACCAGACUGGUGUAUUUCUAAAUUCAAAUUUGUAUGAAACUUCUGUAUUUAAAAUGAUGUCAAAUUUGAACCUACUCUACCGGUUGUCUGCGUGACCGGUCCUUGUGGGCAGCAAUAAGACAAUAUUCUCAAUAAAUUAUUAUUAAACCAACUAUUCAAAGUGCUGGUAGUGUGUUUAGAUUACUCACAUGAAGCAUGAGCACACAAUGCAUUACAUUUACAUUUUAGUCAUUUAGCAGACGCUCUUAUCCAGAGCGACUUACAGUUAGUGAAUACAUAUUUUUAUAAAUUUUAUUUUUUUCAUACUGGUCCCCCGUGGGAAUCGAACCCACAACCCUGGCGUUGCAAACGCCAUGCUCUAUCAACUGGGCUACAUCCCUGCCGGCCAUUCCCUCCCCUACCCUGGACAACGCUAGGCCAAUUGUGCGCUGCCCAUGAGUCUCCCGGUCGCGGCCGGCUGCGACAGAGCCUGGAUUCGAACCAGGAUCUCUAGUGGCACAGCUAGCACUGCAAUGCAGUGCCUUAGACCACUGCGCCACUCAGGAGACUACAAAUACAUGCACGCAACGCAUGCAUACUUGCCAAGCUCGUGCACGUGUUUACAUGGUUUUGCUCAUGCUUCAGGUGAUAGAAAUCUGGAUACACUACCAGCACUUUGAAAAGUUGGUUUAAUAAUACUUCCCUGUGGAUAUAUUGUUUCAUUCCUGCCCAUAUAAGGACCAGCCACGCAGACAACUGGUUAAAUAGGUUCAAAUUAAAUUUGAUUAAACAUUCCGGCUUGUAGAGGAUCUAGGAGGACCUUUUUCCUGAAUUGAACACUGAGAUGUUCCAGGUUGGUGGAUCUAGAAAUUCACCUGUCUGGUCCCCAGGCAAGUAGCUAGCUAGUAGUGCUGAGCGAUUAACAGAAAUAUCUGUUAUUUUUCGUUUUUUAAACAACUAAUUGACCGACUUGGAAUGAAAGUCAUUAAUAUAUGUGGGCAAUAUAUGUAGUCCCCUGUAGCUCAGUUGGUAGAGCAUGGCACUUGCAACGCCAGGAUUGUGGGUUCGUUUCCCACGGGGGGGGGGCAGUAUGAAAAUGUAUGCACUCACUAACUGUAAGUCGCUCUGGAUAAGAGCGUCUGCUAAAUGACUAAUAUAUAUAUAUAUAUAUAUAUUUUUUUUAAUGUAAAGUAAUGUGAGUAAAUGAUGGUUGAUAAGUAGUAAUAGACAGUCACUACCAUAUUUAUUUUACUUUUAUUAAUUGUUUUAUUGUGUUACAGCAUUGAACCAGCAUGACUACCACAUCUCUGUACCCCAUGCAAUUAUCUGUAAGGGCCCCUAGUCGAGCAGUGAAUUUAAACCACAAAUUAAUAAUAUAAUAUAAUAUAUAUUAUAUUAUUAUUAUAUUAUUAUAUAUAUUAUAUUAUAAGACCAGGGAGGUUUUCCAAUGCCUCGCAAAGAAAGGCACCUAUUGGUAGAUGGGUAAAAAAGUUGACAUUUAAUAUCCCUCAGGGAUGACUUUAAAACAGAGUUUAAUGGCUGUGAUGGGAGAAAAUUGAGGAUGGAUCAACAACAUUGUAGUUACUCCACAAUACUAACCUAAUUGACAAAGUGAAAACAAGGAAGCCUGUAACAGAAUAAAACAUUUCCAAAAUGUGCAUCCUGUUUGCAACAAGGCACUAAAGUAAUACUGCAAAAAAUGUGGCAAAUCAAAUCACUUUUUUUCCUGAAUACAAAGUGUUAUGUUUGGGGCAAAUCCAAUACAGCACUUUACUGAGUACCACUCUCCAUAUUUUCAAGCAUAGUGGUGGCUGCAUCAUGUUAUGGGUAUGCUUGUAAUUGUUAAGGGCUGGGGAGUUUUUCAGGAUAAAAAAAACGGAAUGGCACAGGCAAUAUCCUAGAGGAAAACCUUGUUCAGUCUGCUUUCCACCAGACACUGGGAGAUUAAUUCACCUUUCAGCAGGACAAUAACCUAAAACACAAGGCCAAAUCUACACUGGAGUUGCUUACCAAGAAGACAGUGAAUGUUCCUGAGUGGCUGAGUUAGUUUUGACUUAUAUUGGCUUGAAAAUCUAUGGCAAGACCAGAAAAUGGUUGUCUUGCAAUGCUCAACAACCAAUUGACAGAGCUUGAAGAAUUUUGAAAAUAAUAAUGGGUAAAUGUUGCACAAUCCAGGUGUGGAAAGUUCUUAGAUUUACCCAGAAAGACUUGCAGCUGUCAUUGCUGCCGAAGGGGAUUCUAACACCGGGGUCUCCGACCCUGUUCCUGGAGAGCUACCUUCCAGUAGGUUUUCUCUCCAACCCCAGUUGUAACUAACCUGAUUCAUUUUAUCAACCAGCUAAUUAUUAGAAUAAGGUGUGCUAGAUUUGGGUUGGAGUGAAUUUACAGGACGGUAGCUCUCCAGGAACAGGGUUGGCGAACCCUGUUCUAACAUAUAUUAUCUCAGGGGGUUGAAUACUUAUCUAAUCAAGAUUUAUGAAAAAUAAAUCCCAAAUGUUUUAUAAAUGUUUGAAUUUUUCUUCCACUUUGACAUUAUAGUAUUUUUUCGAUCAAUUUUACUCCCACUUUGUAACACAACAAAAUGUGGAAAAAGUUAAGGGGUGUGAAUACUAGCUAACUAUUUAGUACAUUUCUUGUUGACCUGUUGGUAAUCUGUCAUUGGGUCCGUGUUUGUCCAACUACUAAUAAUCCUACUCAACCAUUUUCAACAAUUGUGGUUUAUAGUAGGGAUGCACGAUAUAUCGGUAAGCAUAUCGUAAUCGGCCGAUAUUAGCUAAAAAUGCCUGCAUCGGCUCUGUAGUUCAACGCCGAUGUGCAAAACCGAUGUCAAAGCUGACGUGCAUACCUGUAUAACGUAGGUAGAUGACGUAAUGACGCCCCGAAAAAUACAGCGCUACGCCUCAGAGAAUCCCAUCAGCUGUUGGUAGUGUUUGAAUGACAUCGCCCUGUAUUAGUGUCUCUUACGUGAAUAAAUGAUAGUGUUCUUCUCUGUCUGGCUCUGCUCAGUGUUUAGUUAAUGUUUUUUCAGUUCUUGGGCAUCACUCCCUGUGCUAGCUCAUCAUUCUCAAUUUUUCUUCAUAAGAGAAUGUAAUACUCAAGCCCCGGCCUGCAUCAGAGGUUUAUUCGAAACGUGUUUGACCUUAUUUGUAGUGUUGCAUAUUCAUGGAAUGCCAAGUUUUCUAAUAGUGACUCUUUGCAUUCCAUUUUGUGAGGCCUUGCAAAGCAGGGCUGGCUGAGUCCCUGUCCAAUAGGGAACUCUGGGUAGUAGUGAUGAGGGAGUCCCAGUCCUUGUAGGUAUAGGGGUUUGUGGAUUGUUAUUCUAUGCAUCAGGUGGAAGUUGGCAAUGUCUGGUAACUUGAAAUUCCAGUGAAACAACUAGUUUGACUGGCUCUUAUCAGCUCUGCUGCUGUUUGACGCAUUUGAUCUUAUUACACCCCCACCCCUCUAAGGGGGUCAUCAACGCCAUGUCUUCCCCAUAAAGCAACCUUUGGAUGUCUUUUUGUUAAUUGUUAAACAGAAGCUUUAUUGAAUGCCAUCUGUAAUAUAUUAUUAUAAUUCUAACAUUAGUAUACUAAGAUUAGAAAUGUGCAUGUGUUCAGUUUCUCUGGUUUAGCUCCUUUUAAUAUCGGAGACAAUAUCAUUGCUAAAAAUGUCAUAUGGACCCCUCCUUACUCUGUAAGCCCCACCCCUGCUCCUCCCUGAUCUCUAACCCCAUUCAUUAAAAGUGUGUGUGUAUGUGCGCACGCCGUCUCACUGGAACAUGUUGAGGUAAUACAGAUGGCCAUUUUGUGGUAAUCCUCAGUCCAAACUAACAGCGAGGGAAGCUUAGUGUGGUACGUGUGGCACGCCUGUAGAAAGAGGCAAAGGGACAUUCUUUCUGUUGUGAUUGUAUUAGCUGUCCUGAGGCCGUUGGAUUAUAGCAGGCUGUUUGUCGCUUGUAGUGCCAUUUCAGCAAUGUUGGGCCCUUGUUUGCAAAGAUUUACAUAUGCUUGAACUGCACUUUCUUUUCUCUGUGCCUCCCUUUUCAUGUCCCACUGUUAAAUGCGCUGGGAGGAUUCUGUGUGGUUAGCGAGCUUGUUUCACCUUUUCUUCUUUACUGCUCCAUAUCAUUAGACACCUUCCCCUCACCAUGCACCACCAUCCUUCUAUUUUUUUUAUUUGUUGCCUAAUGAAAGACUUCAAGGAUGUCUUUUCAGGAUGUAAUGUUAUGCAGAGUUGUUUUUGUAUCGACAAGUGCCCCUGCUAUUCUGUAAUGAGCCAAACCAAGAAAAGUCGCCAUGUGAUUGAAGGACCAAUUCACCCCACUGCAGGGCUGUCGGGUGUGCAGCAAGUGCAAGAGACCUUCAAUUACACAGUGCGACUGUGAUUAACUUAACCUGCCUUCCCCAUGCUGGCUAUAAUUAUCUUUACAAAGCAGUGUGUGGCUGGCUAGAGUACUCUCCCACUAUUAGUGUCUGGUCUGGAGGGGGGUUGCUUUGCCAGGUUCGUAACGACAUUUUAACGCCUUCUCUAAAAAUUCCUCUUUAGCUGAACACAAAUUGGCCUUGGUCCAGUUUGGUUUGAAACUGAUUGAUAAUGGCAGAAGGGUGUGGGGGGGGGGGGGGGGGGAGUCCUAUAUUUAUGAAUAUUUGAAACAUCAGAUGUGGUUAAUUGAAAAUUCACAAAAUGGACUGCAUGGAUCCUCAAACAAUAAGAAUGACCACCCAACUUCCAAUUAUUAAUAUGGGGAAUUUGGUUGUGUCUAGUGUGACAAGUGUUGCCAGUACUCAACUCAAUUUGCACAAUGACAUUACAGUGUGAAGCCUUGUGUAAAAGGUGCAGCUAGAAGGAGUAAUCCCUAGACAGGGCUUGACAUUAACUUUUAUUUUACACUUGACCUUUCGGAGAAGUAGGACUGAAUUAUUAUUGUUGUACUUGUCCAAAAGCACAAGUCACUUGUCCAAUAAUAGAAAAAUGGUCUGUAACACCAUUUUUACAUCAUCGUAUGAUGCAAGUGCAAAAUAAAAUGCAUUACUGUAUUUUUUACCAUAGAGAUGAGAGUUGGACAAAAAUGCUUAUUGAAGACUUUGCAUAUUCAAGACUGUCUCAAAAUAAAACACUGCCCCGUUAAGGCUCUCCUGGAGGACAUUUGGUAGCCUAUAAAAUACUGCAACAUUAAAAUGACAACCUUGUACUUUUGUAUAUGUCUACGGUUUAAAACACUCUGGGACAGUUCUGGGAUGACAGAUCCAAAAUUCAUAAAACCACUGCACAUAAAAACAUGUAAAAAGCAAUGAGGCUGAUGAAACUGAUCAGACAGUUUAGCUUAAAAUGUUGAUCAAGUUUAAUUUCUUAAUAUUAUAAGCUCAAUAUUUAAAAAAAGACAGUUUAUGGUUAAAUAGUUUCAAAAUGUAGACCCCCUCCGCUCAGAUUCAAGGUGGGUGAUGUGCGGUGCGCAACAGGCACUGUCCUUCACUCUCCGGUCUUGUGACCAUUUGAUCUGAACAAACUGCUCCUCGAGUAUGUCGACAGAAUCGAGCCUUUAGACGUUAAUAUUAAUGAUCCUUAAUUAUAUUUGUCAAACAUGACUGGUGUUUAGCCUAUGUUUAUGUAAUUAAAAGACUCAUUUAAAGUUUGGCUACAUUUUCUGGCGUCGCCUCAUGUUAGCAUCGGUUUGGACAUGAGGCUGUAGCUAAUAUGCAUAUCACAUACACUUUGACAUGAGGCUGUAGCUAAUAUGCAUAUCACAUACACUUUGACAUGAGGCUGUAGCUAAUAUGCAUAUCACAUACACUUUGAAAUGUAGGCUUUUUUAUACAGUGAGGUAAACUAUUUGAUCCCCCUGCUGAUUUUGUACGUUUGCCCACUGACAAAGAAAUGAUCAGUCUAUAAUUUUAAUGGUAGGUUUAUUUGAACAGUGAGAGACAGAAUAACAACAACAAAAUCCAGAAAAACGCAUGCAAAACAUUUUAUAAAUUGAUUUGCAUUUUAAUGAGGGAAAUAUGUAUUUGACCCCCUCUCAAUCAGAAAGAUUUCUGGUUCCCAGGUGUCUUUUAUACAGGUAACGAGCUGAGAUUAGGAGCACACUCUUAAAGGGAGUGCUCCUAAUCUCAGCUUGUUACCUGUAUAAAAGACACCUGUCCACAGAAGCAAUCAAUCAAUCAGAUUCCAAACUCUCCACCAUGGCCAAGACCAAAGAGCUCUCCAAGGAUGUCAAGGACAAGAUUGUAGACCUACACAAGGCUGGAAUGGGCUACAAGACCAUCGCCAAGCAGCUUGGUGAGAAGGUGACAACAGUUGGUGCGAUUAUUCGCAAAUGGAAGAAACACAAAAGACCUGUCAAUCUCCCUCGGCCUGGGGCUCCAUGCAAGAUCUCACCUCGUGGAGCUGCAAUGAUCAUGAGAACGGUGGAGUUCUUUGGCAUCAACUCAACUCGCCGUGUUUGGAGGAGGAGGAAUGCUGACUUUGACCCCAAGAACACCAUCCCCACCGUCAAACAUGGAGGUGGAAACAUUAUGCUUUGGGGGUGUUUUUCUGCUAAGGAGACAGGACAACUUCACUGCAUCAAAGGGACGAUGGAUGGGGCCAUGUACCGUCAAAUCUUGGGUGAGAACCUCCUUCCCUCAGCCAGGGCAUUGAAAAUGGGUCAUGGAUGGGUAUUCCAGCAUGACAAUGACCCAAAACACAUGGCCAAGGCAACAAAGAAGUGGCUCAAGAAGAAGCACAUUAAGGUCCUGGAGUGGCCUAGCCAGUCUCCAGACCUUAAUCCCAUAGAAAAUCUGUGGAGGGAGCUGAAGCUUCGAGUUGCCAAACGUCAGCCUCGAAACCUUAAUGACUUGGAAGAUCUGCAAAGAGGAGUGGGACAAAAUCCCUCCUGAGAUGUGUGCAAACCUGGUGGCCAACUACAAGAAACGUCUGACCUCUGUGAUUGCCAACAAGGGUUUUGCCACCAAGUACUGAGUCAUGUUUUGCAGAGGGGUCAAAUACUUAUUUCCCUCAUUAAAAUGCAAAUCAAUUUAUAACAUUUUUGACAUGCGUUUUUCUGUUUUUUGUUGUUGUUAUUCUGUCUCUCACUGUUCAAAUAAACCUACCAUUAAAAUUAUAGACUGAUCAUUUCUUUGUCAGUGGGCAAACGUACAAAAAUCAAGCAGGAUCAAAUACUUUUUUUCCCAUCAGUAUAUGUUACAUAUUAUUCCAAUGUUGGCCUCUGAUCCAAUUCUGAUUGGAGUAAUUGUUUGAUAUUGUGAUUUGCGCCUGAAUUGUUUUACUUGUCCAUACUGGGCAACUUAAAUCCAUAUUCAUCCUGCCAAACUAUUUUUUUACUUGUCCCCGGACAAGCGUUAAUGUCAAGCCCAGCUGGAUGAACCAAUGGGAUUUGAAGGUCACAAGUCCAGACCAGCUUACCAAGUAAUGGUACUUCCCUCACUGCCAUUAACAUUUUCCUGCCCCAGAACAUUGUGUGAACAUUUUUGAAGUUGUUACAUUGGGGACAUAAGAUUGAUAAAAUAAUGACAUUGUAGCCAAAUGUCAGCUAAGAUUUCAAAUGCUGUGUUUUACUCCACUUGUGAAGAAACUACAAAAAAUGUUACAUAUUGGCUGAAGCCAGUGAGUCAGGUCUCUUCAUUUGGCUCAGUUCUCUGUGAAGUGGGCUGCCGGGAGCCAUUUUGCCAUUCUAAUGGCUGCAUGACUCAUCACUUUUCCAUGUUGUCCCUUACUUUUACCGAAACCCAUGGCGCAAUCUGGGCAGACUGAUGAUAGGCAGGCCCUCUCCCAGGAGGCCUAGUGUUACCUCUCCAUCGGGGCUGUCACAACUGUGUCAGUUCAUUGAUAAGAGGUGUACGCCUAGUCUGUAAAAUUCUCUGUAGACAAAUGGAGGGCUAUAGCGGCCUUUUUUCAAAUUGUGUUUCUCAUGGGGUUCUUGGAUGUUUUAGCAAUAUUUCACACUUACGUUACCCACACAUGUUAAUAUUGAAUAUACCACAUUUCCAACAUUUAUCUGAGCUGAAAUAUUUUGUUAUGUAAUAGAUGUAGUGAUUAAUAUGUUGAUUCUAAUAGGUUGCACAUGAUUAUCCUCAGUAUGUUGAAUCAGAUGUGUUUUAUGUAAAUGUGUAUUUUCUCUCUCCGCAGUACAUCUUCGGGGAGUUCAGCCCUGAUGAGAUCAAUCAGUUCUUCGUGACUCCACGAUGUUAUGUUGAGGUAAGACAAAUACUUUUGAAUGAGGCUUGAAUUAGACAGUUAUUCACAUACGUUUCCUCCAGCUUAUAGCUGUUUUGACACCAUAUAGUCUAUGGUGUUAAGUGUUGGAGUGCCGGUGGCUCUUAAUGUUAACCGGGUCGAUCUUAAGAAUGGACUUUUGUAAGCUCAUUAACACCCAAACCGCUGAGUUUAUAGAUUUAGACCAGUGUGUAUAUCUACUGUCAUUGUGUCUAAAACACAGAGAAGACAAUGGUUUAUUGCUCAUGUUUGCAGUUUAGUGAGCGUGAAGAAUAUAAGCCAGCACAAAAUAACGUGUUUUUAUCACCAGGACUGUCAUCUGCCCCACUUCUCCAAAGUGCACAUCACACAGAUGUGAUGAAUUGAUAAGCAGGAAGACUGAGAACAGUCGUGGUCUAUGAGAUUAAUGCUAUAUUUGAUUGUUUACUUUAAUUAGAAAGUGUUUUUUUUAGUUGUAAUCUAAUCUCUCUGCUCUUUGACAGCUUCCCCCCUUCAAUGACAAAGUCUCCUGCGUCAGUCAGUCUUCAGGUAAGAACGUCUGUACUGGAUUGCUCUGAUUUUUAUUUAAGUUUGUCUCAUAGACCAUUCCAAACGUCAUCCGCAUGAGGCUGACCAGCGCUCUCUGGGUUGACAACACUCUUGCCCCCACAUGAUUUAAUGGUUAUGACCAAAGUCAAACAUACGUCCGUCUGUGCUAGUUGGAUCCAGACCAACCUGACUGAACUGCAUGGAAGAGAGUGACAGUCUGAAUUCAUAUUGUUUUAAGAUAAGGUUUUACUUGUAAAAAAUAUGUCCAAACAUACCUGCAGAGCAGGGAUUUUUGAGCCACCAAGUUACAAAAAGUCUGUCAACCAUACCCCUCCCCUGCUCAUAACACUUGAUUUUUACCUUGAUUUGUAUGAAUUAUUCAGGAAGUUACUGCACUCCUGCUGUGCCUUACAUUACGGAGUCUAUGAGACGGCAGGUUUGCGGUGAGUUUUGGGUCCGACACUCUGUGCUUAUUACUUGUUGCUGAAGAACUCAAACCCAGGUCUCAAAAACUGGUGGCUUUCUAAACCUUGCCCCUAUUUACUCUCAUUCUUGCCUGUCCGUACGAUCUGUGAGGCUUUGCAUGCUUAGAUGCCGUUAAAUAUCUCCUCUCUCUAUUGCAUUAAACACAUUUGCACCGCAGCAGUGCUUUAAGUUGACUUGUGAUUGAUUUGUAUACCCCCUCCCUCACUUAACUGGAUGGAUUGAGAGAACCCUCUUUUAUUGGACUUAUAAGGGCAUAGUAAUGGUCUUAUAUGGAAGCUAACAAUUACAAUAGGUAUUUUGUUUUGCAAGGGUAUUACUCUCAGUGCAUCAUUAUGACUCUCUGGAAUGAAAUCCCUUUGAUAAAAACACUAACAGAGGACACUCUAAUCCACAGAGAAGAGCGAAUCACAACCGUACUCUAACCAUACCUUACAUUCCCCCUCAGGGUUUCCGGUGGCUGGGUUGUAUGGAUGACCAGUCAUGUCUUAUAUAGCCCAGCCGUACCAUAUUCAGAGUGUUGGGAUGAUCUGAUCUGCAUUUACUAACGUUUUCUUCAUGUUCACCUUCAGCUCUUUCUCUCACUGCCUAUAAUCUUCCAAUUUGAGAUGUUAGCAACUUGUUAAAUGUAAUCGAUAUUGAACUUACGGUUCGUUGCUUGAUACUUUUAUUUGUGGAGUACUAAAGGUCAAUGUUUGUUAUUCAAUUGAGUUUGUGACAGUUAAUGAAGUUGGAAAUUGUGUUGUAUAUUUCAUGAUGCCAAAACCUGUUUUGGAGGCCAGAUAUUGGCCAAGUAGUAUUUUAUUGUGUUGUGUGAUCCUUAUGAACCUUUGUCUUCAGUGCAGAACUGUAGUGCCUUAUGUUCCCAAGCUGACUGACUUAUCCUCCUCUGCAGGCGAAGACUACCAGCGCAUUGAGUUUGGUGUGGACGAGGUGAUGGACUUGGAGCCUGUGGGAGUGAAGGAUCCUCUCUUCAAGGUGUCCAGCACUCUGAACCCCCAGGCUCCGGAGUUCAUUCUGGGCUGUCAGCCGUCUCAGAAUGUCCUGCAGACAGCCACAGCCCUCUCUCCGGCGGCAGACGUCCCAGACGGAGCACACUACAACUCCCUGGAUGGCCCGGAUGGCCCCGACGGCCCAGAUGGCCCAGACUCGGAGCCCUGCGCCAUGGACAGCAACCAGAACUGCCAGGAUGGGGACGGGGGCCCGGGCAGCUUGGGCCAGAGGGAGAGGAAGAAAAAGAAAAAGCGACCGCCAGGAUACUACAACUACCUGGAGGGCUCGGGCCCCAAUAGCGGUGGCAUGGGCAUAGACGGGCCUCCUGGAAAGGGGUUGGUGAAUGGACACGCUCUUAGCGGCCCUCACCUCGGGUCGCAGGACAUGGUUGGUAAGGCAUUGUCAGGGGGCAAACUUUCCACCUCAGCCCCUGUCACUAGGGCAGCAGCGGCGGAUGCGUCGGCUGCUGUGAAUCAGAGGACUUGUGAUAGCCCUGAUGAAUCGUCUUUGGACUUCACGAGUGGAGCUGCCUCUUUAUCAGAUGGUAAAGACGCGGCUUCCUCCUCCUCCUCCUCUUCCUCCUCCUCUCAGAGCAGUGGGGGGGCAGAGGGGGGCAGGACUGCAGAGCAGCAGCCUGAGAACAUGGCUCCAGAGAGCCCUGAACUGCUGGGCAGCGGCGGGCACAGCCCCUGCCCCACCUCCCCUCCUCCUCCCUCGGUUGCUGAGGCCAGCCCCUCUGCCACCAUUGCUACUGCUACUACUGAAGAAGAGGAGGAGACUGGGGACAGUGGGGUGGCCAAUGGGCUGGCUGAGCCCCAUGCUGGAAACAGUGCAGACGGACACAAGGAGGCCUCUGAGGCAGGGGAGCAGCCCCAGCAGCAGGCCCCAGCUCCCUCAGUGGAGCCUGCCUCGUCCCCAGACUCUGAGGCCCAGCCGGCGGUGGCAGAGCAGCCUCAGUCGCCUGCCCCUCCGGCUGCGCCCGCUGCCAACCCCCCCAAAUCCUGGGCUAGCCUCUUCCACAACUCCAAGCCUCUGCCUGGAAGCCCUCAGGCCUACGUGGAGGUAAAGAACGUGGUGGAGGUAGUGGCUCCCUUCCUGGCCGCCAUGGAGCAGCAUGAGAAGACUGGGGAGGUGAAGGAGAGCCCUGUCCAUGUAUCAGAGGAUCCCAUGGCCCCUAAACUUGCAGGUAGUGUACUCACAGAUAGCCCCACAGUGUGACAAAGAAGAGCUCACAGGUUAACCCUCAUGUCCUUUCGAGUGUGUUAGGGCUGUCUCCAACAAAACUAAAAAUCUAAGUCGUCUGUUCUUUCGACCGAACGUGUAUUUUUCCAUAUAGAUACACCCUAUGUGUUUUUAAUAAAAUUAACUAUAUAUGCAUUGAGCUUGUUUGAUGCUUUGAGCUCACUGUUUGUUUAAUAUGACACAAAUGACUCGAGGGAGCCAGAGAUCAAGAUAACCAGAAGACAAAACCUUAACCUGUCCCCACCAUCCUCCCGCUCCUACUGGCUUUCGCAGAUUCUGCCGUUAUUCUCCUGAAGUUGCCGGUAAUAGGCUUCAUGAGGAGUCGGCAACCUUUCUCAUGUGGAAUGCCAAUUUAUUUUACAAUUUAUACCGAUCUACGUGCCAGUUAUGGUUUUCAUAUGCACGUUUUCGUGUAACAGUUUCAUUUAAUUUAUAACAAGGUCUUCAUAUCUCAAAAUCAUUAUCAUGUGGUUAAUCAAAAAUCUAAAUGAAAAUGAUACAAACCUAAAAAGUAACUAUGUACAAAUAGCCUAUAAAGCCAACAAAUAAAAACAUUGCAUCCAGCAGGUAGAAAAGAUCCUGAUUUUAAAAAUAAAUAUCCUAUAAAUCACAUUGGCUAUGCAUGGCCUGUCUGCAAUGAACUUGAAACAUUGUAUCAACUAUUAACUUGGGUGGGGCCUGAAGCUCCUUGCAACAUUGUAUAAAAUAUUCUGGGCCCUCAGUUUCCCGUGCCAGUGAACUCUGGACACACCGCUGUAGGCUAUUUGCGCAAGGGAUAAGAAGUAAUCAGGUAGGCCUAUUUUGUGACGUUUCCACUGGAUCAGAGCAUGACAUUUAUCUAAAGGGAGAGAGCAUGAAAGAUUUUUCAAAUACAUUGAGGAAUUAUUGUCAUUCUCAAUGGAUAUAAAAAGACUUAGUUUGCUUGCUGUUUGAGGUGAGGAAACAUUACUUUGAGAAGCUCCACGACAAUCAGAAAUACUAUCAGAUCCCCAAAUGGGCACAUUUAUAUGCCAACAUUUGCGCGGAUGCCAGGUAACCUAUAGGCCUACUUCAAUGCGUAAACAGGUGCACAUCCUUACUCAACAUUGACAGGAGCGCUCCAAACAAAAGACUGUGACUAAAUUGACAACUCGUAAAUGAAUGAAAUUAACCAAAAUGUGUUUCUCACAAGUGUAGCAUAGGUUGUGCUACAUAAAUACAUAAAUAAUGUGUCCACUCCGACAGUGAGAACGGUAAAAGACUGGAAUAAUAAUAAUACAGUGGGGGAAAAAAGUAUUUAGUCAGCCACCAAUUGUGCAAGUUCUCCCACUUAAAAAGAUGAGAGGCCUGUAAUUUUCAUCAUAGGUACACGUCAACUAUGGCAGACAAAAUGAGAGAGAAAAAUCCAGAAAAUCACAUUGUAGGAUUUUUAAUGAAUUUAUUUGCAAAUUAUGGUGGAAAAUAAGUAUUUGGUCACCUACAAACAAGCAAGAUUUCUGGCUCUCACAGACCUGUAACUUCUUCUUUAAGAGGCUCCUCUGUCCUCCACUCGUUACCUGUAUUAAUGGCACCUGUUUGAACUUGUUAUCAGUAUAAAAGACACCUGUCCACAACCUCAAACAGUCACACUCCAAACUCCACUAUGGCCAAGACCAAAGAGCUGUCAAAGGACACCAGAAACAAAAUUGUAGACCUGCACCAGGCUGGGAAGACUGAAUCUGCAAUAGGUAAGCAGCUUGGUUUGAAGAAAUCAACUGUGGGAGCAAUUAUUAGGAAAUGGAAGACAUACAAGACCACUAAUAAUCUCCCUCGAUCUGGGGCUCCACGCAAGAUCUCACCCCGUGGGGUCAAAAUGAUCACAAGAACGGUGAGCAAAAAUCCCAGAACCACACGGGGGGACCUAGUGAAUGACCUGCAGAGAGCUGGGACCAAAGUAACAAAGCCUACCAUCAGUAACACACUACGCCGCCAGGGACUCAAAUCCAGCAGUGCCAGAUGUGUCCCCCUGCUUAAGCCAGUACAUGUCCAGGCCCGUCUGAAGUUUGCUAGAGUGCAUUUGGAUGAUCCAGAAGAGGAUUGGGAGAAUGUCAUAUGGUCAGAUGAAACCAAAAUAUAACUUUUUGGUAAAAACUCAACUGGUCGUGUUUGGAGGACAAAGAAUGCUGAGUUGCAUCCAAAGAACACCAUACCUACUGUGAAGCAUGGGGGUGGAAACCUCAUGCUUUGGGGCUGUUUUUCUGCAAAGGGACCAGGACGACUGAUCCGUGUAAAGGAAAGAAUGAAUGGGGCCAUGUAUCGUGAGAUUUUGAGUGAAAACCUCCUUCCAUCAGCAAGGGCAUUGAAGAUGAAACGUGGCUGGGUCUUUCAGCAUGACAAUGAUCCCAAACACACCGCCCGGGCAACGAAGGAGUGGCUUCGUAAGAAGCAUUUCAAGGUCCUGGAGUGGCCUAGCCAGUCUCCAGAUCUCAACCCCAUAGAAAAUCUUUGGAGGGAGUUGAAAGUCUGUGUUGCCCAGCGACAGCCCCAAAACAUCACUGCUCUAGAGGAGAUCUGCAUGGAGGAAUGGGCCAAAAUACCAGCAACAGUGUGUGAAAACCUUGUGAAGACUUACAGAAAACGUUUGACCUGUGUCAUUGCCAACAAAGGGUAUAUAACAAAGUAUUGAGAAACUUUUGUUAUUGACCAAAUACUUAUUUUCCACCAUAAUUUGCAAAUAAAUUCAUUAAAAAUCCUACAAUGUGAUUUUCUGGAAUUUUUUUUCUCAUUUUGUCUGUCAUAGUUGACGUGUACCUAUGAUGAAAAUUACAGGCCUCUCUCAUCUUUUUAAGUGGGAGAACUUGCACAAUUGGUGGCUGACUAAAUACUUUUUUCCCCCCACUGUAUAUUGAAUGCAUUAACAGACAUUACCGUAACCAAACAAACAUUGUAGAUUAGAAAUUAUAGUAAUUAACAGUAUAUGUACUACUGGUGAUAUAUGUAAUGGGGAAUUGAUAGACACUUACAGUCAAACGCCAACAAUUCACACAAUUUAUGAAACAAUGAAUGUGCACAAAUUGGCGGGAAAGCGCAUUCUGGAGAGAGACGUGCAUUGUGCAGCCACACUCCCCUUCUUCUUGGAGUGUGCCAUCCCCGCGGCCUCCGCAAUGGAUUAGUCUCGGCCUCCGCAAUGGAUUAGUUCACUGAGAUGGGGACGAAUAAGAUGGGUCUUGUGUGCCAUAAAAACAAAAAAAUAUAUAUAUAUAUUUGCUAAAAAAUAUUGGUCGACCAACAGCCUAUCGACCAAACAAUCGACCAGUCUAAUAAUUGGGGUCAGCCCUAGAGUGUGUUGACAAAACUAUACCCAUUGAUUAUUAUAAUAGUUAUCAAUUUGUGCACUUUUCAUGUUCUGUAUGCAUGUGCUGAAGUUCAGCCUACCGUCCACUUGGUGGCAACAUUGGGGCAUUUAGCCAGACUGAUACACAUGAACACCAGGUGGUGCUAACACUCAAUGCUUGGUAAGGCCCAGAUUGCUAUGACACAUCUCCAUGACAUGCUUUACCUCACCACCCUAUUUUCCCCAAUCAUGCCCCAAUGAAUGGAGCUGGGGAAUUAAUGUCAGGCCAUGUGAGCCCAGGGAGACUCCCAUGUGGCCGGCUGGCCUUGCUGGCAUCAAAGGGAGUCAUUGUAUAUAGCAGUAAUACUAAUAUAUAUUGAAGGCCUCUACUCCAAGCUGCAAUCAUGAGAAUACAGGCAGAGGGCGGGCUGGAGCUACUGCUUUACCAAUAAUGUAUGAGCUGCACUAAUUAAGUCCGUUACCAUGACAUCAACCUUAUGGAUUUUCAAAUGUACUAGACUAGAGCAGGAUAGAUCACUGACCUCAACCCUUUCUCCUAACACACACACAGAAUCUAAAAGAAAAUUGCGAAGUUGCAUAAUGAGUUGAACUUGUAAGCUGCUUAAUUAAAAGGGGUAUGUAUGAUCAUAUCCUGAUUACUCUCUCCACCCAACAACAGCCUACAGGUGUUGGGGAACACACAGGGUACACUGGUGGUUUUAAACAGACUGUGACAGGGAGGAUUGUCAUGUCUGGGUAAUGUGUGGUUAUCUUGAUGGGAUUAUUGCUUGUUUCACUCAGUGCUAUGACCCUGGGCUUCCUCAGGCCUCAUGGAUAUAGUCCAGAGAGGCCUUAUCUCAGUGGGUUACUUAAGCCUCCUUGUAAAUUGUGGUUGACACUGUAUUUUUGUCAUCCUUUUAGUAAAAUUGGAUUUUCCAUCUCUCCGGCACCCUUAUGAAGUAUUUAUGAGCGAGAGAGGGGUUCUGGGCAGCCUAAUGUGCUGUAAAUAAUUCAACCAUGCUCCACGUGGUUGCCUUCACCGGCCUUCAAGGCUUAUUUUCUACCCACAAUACAGUGCUCAGACUGCGCGCUCCUGUCAGGAAAGACCCCAGAGGAUGAACAGGAAGCUAUUUAUAGGACCCGUAACUGGUGUCACCACUACCACGUCUCAUUUUGAUUUCCAACCCCGUAUACGAUCUUAUCUCUGGACUGGAUUUUAUCUGGAGUGUGCAUUUACAGUUUAGCCAAACUAUAUUUAUCUUCUCUCCUGGAAUGACCAUUUCACUUUUAGCAAACCUGUUAUCUAUAAAAACCAUGUUUCUAUAAUUUGGAGAUUGUUCAUAAUAUGCUAUGUACAUGGGCGGAACUAUCAAAAAAAUUGCCUGGUAUUUUGAACCCAUUGUUUUCCCAUAAUGUGAUUGUGGUAUUGUUUUAUGAUACUUUCUAUGCUGGAAUGUCUGGCCACGUUACCAUGGAAGCUGUGUUGCCAGUGACAGUCUCCCUUCCUAGGCGUGGCACAGUAUCUCCUUGUUCUGACAAACCAGCCUUGUGUGCCACUGUCAUAUGAUGCAGAGUUGGAAGAAGGGACACAAUCUACAGUGAGGGGAAAAAAUGAUUUGAUCCCCUGCUGAUUUUGUACGUUUGCCCACUGACAAAGACAUGAUCAGUCUAUAAUUUUAAUGGUAGGUUUAUUUAAACAGUGAGAGACAGAAUAACAACAAAAAAAUCCAGAAAAACGCAUGUCAAAAAUGUUAUAAAUUGAUUUGCAUUUUAAUGAGGGAAAUAAGUAUUUGACCCCUCUGCAAAAACAUUACAUAGUACUUGGUGGCAAAACCCUUGUUGGCAAUCACAGAGGUCAGACGUUUCUUGUAGUUGGCCACCAGGUUUGCACACAUCUCAGGAGGGAUUUUGUCCCACUCCUCUUUGCAGAUCUUCUCCAAGUCAUUAAGGUUUCGAGGCUGACGUUUGGCAACUCGAACCUUCAGCUCCCUCCACAGAUUUUCUAUGGGAUUAAGGUCUGGAGACUGACUAGGCCACUAAUGUGCUUCUUCUUGAGCCACUCCUUUGUUUCCUUGGCCGUGUCUUUUGGGUCAUUGUCAUGCUGGAAUACCCAUCCACGACCCAUUUUCAAUGCCCUGGCUGAGGGAAGGAGGUUCUCACCCAAGAUUUGACGGUACAUGGCCCCGUCCAUCGUCCCUUUGAUGCGGUGAAGUUGUCCUGUCCCCUUAGCAGAAAAACACCCCCAAAGCAUAAUGUUUCCACCUCCAUGUUUGACGGUAGGGAUGGUGUUCUUGGGGUCAUAGGCAGCAUUCCUCCUCCUCCAAGUUUUGAGUUGAUGCCAAAGAGCUCCAUUUUGGUCUCAUCUUACCACAACACUUUCACCCAGUUCUCCUCUGAAUCAUUCAGAUGUUCAUUGGCAAACUUCAGACGGCCCUGUAUAUGUGCUUUCUUGAGCAGGGUGACCUUGCGGGCGCUGCAGGAUUUCAGUCCUUCACGGCGUAGUGUGUUACCAAUUGUUUUCUUGGUAACUAUGGUCCCAGCUGCCUUGAGAUCAUUGACAAGAUCCUCCCGUGUAGUUCUAGGCUGAUUCCUCACCGUUCUCAUGAUCAUUGCAACUCCACGAGGUGAGAUCUUGCAUGGAGCCCCAGGCCGAGGGAAAUUGACAGUUCUUUUGUGUUUCUUCCAUUUGCGAAUAAUCGCACCAACUGUUGUCACCACCUCACCAAGCUGCUUAGCGAUGGUCUUGUAGCCCAUUCCAGCCUUGUUUAGGUCUAUAAUCUUGUCCCUGACAUCCUUGGAGAGCUCUUUUGUGUUGGCCAUGGUGGAGAGUUUGGAAUCUGAUUGAUUGCUUCUGUUGACAGGUGUCUUUUAUACAGGUAACAAGCUGAGAUUAGGAGCAUUCCCUUUAAGAGUGUGCUCCUAAUCUCAGCUCGUUAUCUGUAUAAAAGACACCUGGGAGCCAGAAAUCUUUCUGAUUGAGAGGGGGUCAAAUACUUAUUCCCUCAUUAAAAUGCAAAUCAAUUUAUACAAUUUUUGACAUGCGUUUUUCUGGAUUUCUUUGUUGUUAUUCUGUCUCUCACUGUUUAAAUAAACCUACCAUUAAAAUUAUAGACUGAUCAUGUCUUUGUCAGUGGGCAAACAUACAAAAUCAGCAGGGGAUCAAAUACUUUUUUUCCCUCACUGUAUAUAGCACAGUAUGGAGUAAAUUGAUAUUAUUUUUGAGGUUUACAAACUAACUUCUAUUUUAACUUUUUGUUUGAUUUAGUGAGGGAUGUGUUCAAAAUCCUGUGUACUUGUUUGAAUCCCCAGAACUAAUUGAGAAUGUGAAGUUAAUACACAAACCAGUUUCUUUGCAACCAAGAGGAUUGAUCAACAGGGGAAACUGGUGCUAUAUCAACGCUGUAUCCUUUUCUCAGCUGCAUGUGAAAUGCUUCAAUCACACCAUGUCAUAAAGUUACAUUAAAUGUCUAUAUUUAGUGUUGUUCCAAUUAGGUGAUUUUGCCCUUGACUGCCUCCCCCAAGACAUUGCAGGCCCUGAUUGCUUGCCCCCCCAUGUAUCACCUGUUGAAGUCCAUUCCCCUGUUCAAUGACACCCAGAGACCCUGUACUUCCACACCCAUGAUGGACAACUUGUAAGUAGCUUCUCUGUCCCUGGGAGCUGACUGGCCGUAUUUAAAAGUCAAAUCUCACAAUCAAUAGAGGUCUUGUUUGUGUGCAAAUAAGCAGCGAUGACAAAUUCCUGCCUGAACUAAAUUGGUAAAACCGUGUUAAGAGUAUGUGUUAAAUGUGUGCUGACUGCAUUGGGUUGGGUGUGUACUUCCUUUGCUAAUUGCAACUCCCUGACCUUGUUUCUCCCCCACUCCCUCCAGUGUAAGGCUUGUCAAUGAGUUCAGCAACAUGCCUGUGCCAUCCAAAGCCAAACAGCAAGGUAAGCUGUCAGCAUCUUCUAAAAGAGCUAGAGUUUCUUUUAUUUCCUGUUGAUGUUAAUUUGAUGUGAUCCUUGUUGCUUUUUCCGUAGCUGCUGGCGAAAAGAUAAUAAAAGACAUUCGACCAGGUGCUCCUUUUGAACCCAACUACAUCUACAGACUCCUCACCCUCAUCAAGUCUAGUCUCUCAGAGAAGGUAAAGCCAUGGGGCAUCCAGACCAAGCUUUACCUUCGGCCUGUAAAAUGUGUAAUGUGUGCUCGGAGGGUGUACUAGCAAUUCGGGCUGGGAGAUAUAUUUAAUUAAUUAGAAUGUUUUAGGGCGGAAUAUCGCAACAAUCAUUUUCAUUUUUUUAUGCACAUUUAUUUCCGCUUGUUCUCAUGUUGUCUUUUUGGUCUAGUCUCCUUUGCUCCCUCUGUGCUGUGUGCACCUUACCAUUUUACAUGCACACACCAAGCCCCUGCCACUCACAACAACAAAGAUGAGAGAUCACUUCUUCAACUUCCCAUUUGCAUUUGUGGAUUGAUCCAACAGAAUCGGUUAUAUGGACACCGAAAUGCAUUGAGACAUUAUUUUACUAUAAUAGAGGAAGUUCACCUUUCUAACGAUACCCUUUUUAUGUCUCAACUCCUCAAAUUGCGCGCAGAGCGGGCACUACUAAAACAGGAGUAUCAAUGAACAUUGAUUGUGGAAAAUGUAUGCUCAGCAUUUUAGCCAAAGACUGUUAUACUAGCUGUCUAGUCUGUGUUUUAUAAAUGUGCAAUAAGCAUAAAACACAAUUAUAUAACGAAUUGCCAACCCAUUCUAAUUCUGAGAAAUAAGGUAGGCUACAUGAUUUCAACAUCUGAACAAAGUGGACAGGCUAGCAUGCUGUUCAAACAGUUGGAGACCGACAGAACGGUGUGUUCAUAACAAUUUAACUGUCCUACCUUGUUAGCCAGCAAAUAGGUCCAAGUUGGCUAAACUUGAAAUAUAAAGAUGAGCUGCUUACUCACUAGCACAUGGGCUUGUGCUAGAGUGAUUGAGACCUGUGUUAAUUUUCUAUAACACCUGCUACAAGUUAGUCAUUAUUAGUGAAUGUGCAUUAUGCAUGGUUCUGGUUAAAUACAGUGGGGGAAAAAAAGUAUUUAGUCAGCCACCAAUUGUGCAAGUUCUCCCACUUAAAAAGAUGAGAGGCCUGUAAUUUUCAUCAUAGGUACACGUCAACUAUGACAGACAAAUUGAGAGAGAAAAAUCCAGAAAAUCACAUUGUAGGAUUUAUGAAUUUAUUUGCAAAUUAUGGUGGAAAAUAAGUAUUUGGUCACCUACAAACAAGCAAGAUUUCUGGCUCUCACAGACCUGUAACUUCUUCUUUAAGAAUGGCAUUAAUGGCACCUGUUUGAACUUGUUAUCAGUAUAAAAGACACCUGUCCACAACCUCAAACAGUCACACUCCAACUCCAAAGAGCUGUCAAAGGACACCAGAAACAAAAUUGUAGACCUGCACCAGGCUGGGAAGACUGAAUCUGCAAUAGGUAAUCAGCUUGGUUUGAAGAAAUCAACUGUGGGAGCAAUUAUUAGGAAAUGGAAGACAUACAAGACCACUGAUAAUCUCCCUCGAUCUGGGGCUCCACGCAAGAUCUCACCCUGUGGGGUCAAAAUGAUCACAAGAACGGUGAGCAAAAAUCCCAGAACCACACGGGGGGGACCUAGUGAAUGACCUGCAGAGAGCUGGGACCAAAGUAACAAAGCCUACCAUCAGUAACACACUACGCCGCCAGGGACUCAAAUCCUGCAGUGCCAGACGUGUCCCCCUGCUUAAGCCAGUACAUGUCCAGGCCCGUCUGAAGUUUGCUAGAGUGCAUUUGGAUGAUCCAGAAGAGGAUUGGGAGAAUGUCAUAUGGUCAGAUGAAACCAAAAUAGAACUUUUUGGUAAAAACUCAACUCGUCGUGUUUGGAGGACAAAGAAUGCUGAGUUGCAUCCAAAGAACACCAUACCUACUGUGAAGCAUGGGGGUGGAAACAUGGGGUGGAAACAUCAUGCUUUGGGGCUGUUUUUCUGCAAAGGGACCAGGACGACUGAUCCGUGUAAAGGAAAGAAUGAAUGGGAACGUGUAUCGUGAGAUUUUGAGUGAAAACCUUCCAUCAGCAAGGGCAUUGAAGAUGAAACUUGGCUGGGUCUUUCAGCAUGACAAUGAUCCCAAACACACCGCCCGGGCAACGAAGGAGUGGCUUCGUAAGAAGCAUUUCAAGGUCCUGGAGUGGCCUAGCCAGUCUCCAGAUCUCAACCCCAUAGAAAAUCUUUGGAGGGAGUUGAAGUCCAUGUUGCCCAGCGACAGCCCCAAAACAUCACUGCUCUAGAGGAGAUCUGCAUGGAGGAAUGGGCCAAAAUACCAGCAACAGUGUGUGAAAACCUUGUGAAGACUUACAGAAAACGUUUGACCUGUGUCAUUGCCAACAAAGUGUAUAUAACAAAGUAUUGAGAAACUUUUGUUAUUGACCAAAUACUUAUUUUCCACCAUAAUUUGUAAAUAAAUUCAUAAAAAAUCCUACAAUGUGAUUUUCUGGAUUUAUUAUCCUCAUUUUGUCUGUCAUAGUUGACGUGUACCUAUGAUGAAAAUUACAGGCCUCAUCUUUUUAAGUGGGAGAACUUGCACAAUUGGUGGCUGACUAAAUACUUUUUUCCCCACUGUAUGUAACAAAAAGGUCAUUUUCAUAGACUUAAAAGCCAGAUAAGUGAUUAUAGCAAAAAAGCAGGUUAAACUAUUUUGAUAAAAUAAUUAAAUUAUUAGUGGGUCUUAUGGUUGUGGAAGGCCUAUAUUUAGCGUAGGUACAGUGUGGAGAACAAGUAUUUGAUACACUGCCGAUUUAGCAGGUUUUCUUACUUACAAAGCAUGUAGAGGUCUGUCAUUUUUUCCAUAGGUACACUUCAACUGUGAGAGACGGAAUCUAAAACAAAAAUCCAGAAAAUCACAUUUGUAUGAUUUUUAAGUAAUUAAUUUGCAUUUUAUUGCAUGACAUAAGUAUUUGAUACAUCAGAAAAGCAGAACUUAAUAUUUGGUACAGAAACCUUUGUUUGCAAUUUCAGAGAUCAUACGUUUCCUGUAGGUCUUGACCAGGUUUGCACACACUGCAGCAGGGAUUUUGGCCCACUCAUCCAUACAGACCUUCUCCAGAUCCUUAAGGUUUCGGGGCUGUCGCUGGGCAAUACGGACUUUCAGCUCCCUCCAAAGAUUUUCUAUUGGGUUCAGGUCUGGAGACUGGCUAGGCCACUCCAGGACCUUGAGAAGCUUCUUACGGAGCCACUCCUUAGUUGCCCUGGCUGUGUGUUUCGGGUCGUUGUCAUGCUGGAAGAGCCAGCCACGACCCAUCUUCUUCAAUGCUCUUACUGAGGGAAGGAGGUUGUUGGCCAAGAUCUCGCGAUACAUGGCCCCAUCCAUCCUCCCCUCAAUAAGGUGCAGUCGUCCUGUCCCCUUUGCAGAAAAGCAUCCCCAAAGAAUGAUGUUCCCACCUCCAUGCUUCACGGUUGGGAUGGUGUUCUUGGGGUUGUACUCAUCCUUCUUCUUCCUCCAAACACGGCGAGUGAAGUUUAGACCAAAAAGCUCUAUUUUUCUCUCAUCAGACCACAUUACCUUUUCCCAUUCCUCCUCUGGAUCAUCCAGAUGGUCAUUGGCAAACUUCAGACGGGCCUGGACAUGUGCUGGCUUGAGCAGGGGGACCUUGCGUGCGCUGCAGGAUUUUAUUCCAUGACAGCGUAGUGUGUUACUAAUGGUUUUCUUUGAGACUGUGGUCCCAGCUCUCUUCAGGUCAUUGACCAGGUCCUGCCAUGUAGUUCUGGGCUGAUCCCUCACCUUCCUCAUGAUCAUUGAUGCCCCACGAGGUGAGAUCUUGCAUGGAGCCCCAGACCGAGGGUGAUUGACCGUCAUCUUGAACUUCUUCCAUUUUCUAAUAAUUGCGCCAACAGUUGUUGCCUUCUCACCAAGCUGCUUGCCUAUUGUCCUGUAGCCCAUCCCAGCCUUGUGCAGGUCUACAAUUUUAUCCCUGAUAUCCUUACACAGCUCUCUGGUCUUGGCCAUUGUGGAGAGGUUGGAGUCUGUUUGAGUGUGUGGACAGGUGUCUUUUAUACAGGUAAUGAGUUCAAACAGGUGCAGUUAAUACAGGUAAUGAGUGGAGAUCAGGAGGGCUUCUUAAAGAAAAACUAACAGGUCUGUGAGAGCCGGAAUUCUUACUGGUUGGUAGAUGAUCAAAUACUUAUGUCAUGCAAUAAAAUGCAAAUUAAUUACUUAAAAAUCAUACAAUGUGAUUUUCUGGAUUUUUGUUUUAGAUUCCGUCUCUCACAGUUGAAGUGUACCUAUGAUAAAAAUUACAGACCCCUACAUGCUUUGUAAGUAGGAAAACCUGCAAAAUCGUCAGUGUAUCAAAUAAUUGUUCUCCCCACUGUAUAAUUUCACAAGCCCUGAAUUCAUUAGAUUAUGCUGACAGUUUGAAAUGCAGUGUAUUUUACCUUUUAAUUGUACAACAAAGCUUGUGUAGAGAGAACAUUUAAGAAAAAAAUGAUAUACACUACCAGUCAAAAGUUUGGACACACCUACUCAUUCAAGGGUUUUUCUUUAUUUUUACAAUUGUUUACAUUGUAGAAUAAUAGUGAAGACAUUAAAACUAUGAAAUAACACAUAUGGAAUCAUGUAGUAACCAAAAAAGUGUUACACAAAUCAAAAUAUAUUUUAUAUUUGAGAUUCUUCUUGUUGGAAAAGCAUUCCAGGUGAAGCUGGUUGAGAGAAUGCCAAGAGUGUAUGUUUGAUGUGUUAUUUCAUGUCUUCACUAUUAUUCUGCAAUGUAGAAAAUAGUUUAAAAAAAUAAAGAAAAACCCUGGAAUGAGUAGGUUUGUCCAAACAUUUGACUGGUACUGUGUAUAUCGUGAAUUGCCGAGAAGUAUAAAAAAAUCAAGAUUUCUAGGCCGUAUCGGCCAGACCUACUAGCAAUAAUAUCAAUCAAAAUCUAUUUAGUCUUUACAUUUCAAGUGCGUUUGAUUUUUAGAAUGUUGAACUAUCCAGUCAUUCCACACUUUCAGGUGUUCAGGGACUUGGAGCAAAUAAACUGAAACACUUUGUAUCCCCUGUUUCCUGACUCUGGUUUUAUGUAAAAUUCCACAUCCUCAUCAGUACACCUGAGUCUAUGCACCAGAGACAUUCAGUCUGUACCGGUCUGGUGGUACAGUACGUUGAUACAUGUAUAAAUACUCAUCUAUUGGUGCAUGAGACAUGCUGACUCAUUACUGAUUCAUAACCAGAUGAAGUGCAAUUAAUAAUGCUACUGGUGCGCACUGAUGUCCUGUCCUGAAGCUCUGUAACAGUGGACAGGGCCUGUGUGUGCUGAGUCAGUGGUUUUGCAUUAGAGAGCAGGCUCUCUUGGCACCGUGGUCUCGUUAGUGCUGAUGGUUGUGUGUUCUCUGUCAGGGUCGACAGGAGGAUGCGGAGGAGUACCUGGGCUUCACCCUCAACGGACUGCAUGAGGAGAUGCUGGCUUUGAAAAAGCUAAUCUCCCCUCAGGAAGAUAGUAAGUAGUGCUGUGAUCUAAAUCUGAUGCAUGAGGUCAUGAGAUGAUCUAUUAACACAUGCUCUCUGAUUUAUGAACUGAUCUAGUCCCUUUUCACUUCACAUCAUUUCCUUAUGUUCUUUGGCCUCACUGCUCAAGGUGUAUCUGCUCUAUGAUUGCCAUUGACUGUGGUUCUAAAUCAGUUGUCUCUUCUCCUGUCUUGAUCAGAAGCCCCCACACCCAAUGGCCCAGAAUCCCAGUCAGGUGUGGAUGACGAUGCUGCUGAUAAGGAGGAGGGGAGCGAUGAGGAAUGGGAGCAAGUGGGCCCCCGAAACAAGACCUCCAUUACCCGUCAAGCUGACUUUGUCCGCACCCCCAUCACUGACAUAUUCGGAGGGCACAUCCGGUAGGGUAACACCGAUGACUUGUGUUGACUUGUGAGGUGUCAGGAAACUCACACACAGUUUCUUUACAUGUGAUGUGUUGCUUAUAAUGGAACUUAAUGUUGUUCAAGAAGAUGUAGUCAAGUCAAUGUUUUGGUGGACCGAAAGCCUUUACUACUAUUUCCAUGAAGAGAAGCCUGAGUCUUGGAGAGACACCUGACUUCUCUCGCACAUGAAGCCAGAGUGAUGGUCAGCCGCUGAGUGUUUCUUUUCUCCCUGCCCGGUGCUUAUUUUUCUUAAAGCCCAGCAGCAGAACUGUGGCACCAGUGGUGUCCUUACCCUUCUUUUUAUUGGCUGUGGCGCCGGUGCCUGGUAUGACAGGAGAACUGACAGAGUAUAGUGCCAUCUUUAUCUGGGCCCCCUUGGGCUGACUUCCCUGGCACCGCCUCUGGCCCCCUGCUCCAACCUCAGCUGAGGAUGCCAUCCCAAACAGGCCAGGCCUGCCAUCAGCUGGCACUGGGCUUUCUCUGCUCCAGCAGCACUCUUCAUAGUAACAGCUAUUGUGGCCUGGCCUAUGGUCGGUGGCCUGGACAGCAAGGCGUGGGGGAACACACUCGCAAAGAAAAUCACAAAACAACUUUGAAAGUGUAGUACCUGUGAGUGUGACUGGGCCAAAUGACAUGCUCUCUGAGGUUCUGGUUUGGCACACGCCUGGCCUGACUGGGUUACAGAUCACUUCAGAGGAUUAUUUUUCUCAGAAUCAGUAGUAAAAGUAAAUGGAACACAAGCCCAGACCUUCAGGAAGGUCUUGGUUGAACUAUGCAUACCCGCUGAGUUCAGCUACAUUCACGUUUUCUGCCACUCUACUCAGGGUAAUUGGUUUGGCUGAGGGGAAUCAUUGGAGCAAGAUUAGCAUGACCUUUUCACUCAUAUAGCUGUCAGAGGACUAUGAAUGUUGGAGUUGUUUUUGCCAUUUGAACAUUUUGGAUCUGUUUUUGCCACGAAGAGGAGAACUUGAGGAAGGAGAGGAGAAGAUGUUUCAUAGAGGAGUAGUUUGGAGAGACGUGUAGAGAGAAUCAGUAUUAUGACCCAUCCACUUUCAACACUUACCUUCAAAGCUGUGAUGCUGUUUUCUGAGGUCGAGAUGUCGUUGAGAGACACUCCAUAUCCAUUACUGAAGUUUUUGAAAGAAGCUGUGUGAAGCUUUGUAAUGUCCUUGUAUGUAUUGUAUUUAAUUGUCUGUCCUAUGCAGGUCGGUGGUGUACCAGCAGAACUCUAAGGAGUCAGCCACCCUGCAGCCCUUCUUCACCCUGCAGCUGGACAUCCAGUCAGAGAAGAUCCGCACCGUUCAGGAGGCCCUAGAGACCCUGGUGGCACGCGAGUCGGUUCAGGGCUACACCACUAAAUCCAAGCAGGAGGUAAGGGUCUUACACACACAGUACAGCUACAGUGGGGGAAAAAAGUAUUUAGUCAGCCACCAAUUGUGCAAGUUCUCACACUUAAAAAGAUGAGAGGCCUGUAAUUUUCAUCAUAGGUACAUGUCAACUAUGACAGACAAAUUGAGAGAGAAAAAAUCCAGAAAAUCACAUUGUAGGAUUUUUAAUGAAUUUAUUUGCAAUUUAUGGUGGAAAAUAAGUAUUUGGUCACCUACAAACAAGCAAGAUUUCUGGCUCUCACAGACCUGUAACUUCUUCUUUAAGAGGCGCCUCUGUCCUCCACUCGUUACCUGUAUUAAUGGCACCUGUUUGAAUUUGUUAUCAGUAUAAAAGACACCUGUCCACAACCUCAAACAGUCACACUCCAAACUCCACUAUGGCCAAGACCAAAAAGCUGUCAAAGGACACCAGAAACAAAAUUGUAGACCUGCACCAGGCUGGGAAAACUGAAUCUGCAAUAGGUAAGCAGCUUGGUUUGAAGAAAUCAACUGUGGGAGCAAUUAUUAGGAAAUGGAAGACAUACAAGACCACUGAUAAUCUCCCUCGAUCUGGAGCUCCACGCAAGAUCUCACCCGUGGGGUCAAAAUGAUCACAAGAACGGUGAGCAAAAAUCCCAGAACCACACGGGUGGACCUAGUGAAUGACCUGCAGAGAGCUGGGACCAAAGUAACAAAGCCUACCAUCAGUAACACACUACGCCGCCAGGGACUCAAAUCCUGCAGUGCCAGACGUGUCCCCCUGCUUAAGCCAGUACAUGUCCAGGCCCGUCUGAAGUUUGCUAGAGUGCAUUUGGAUGAUCCAGAAGAGGAUUGGGAGAAUGUCAUAUGGUCAGAUGAAACCAAAAUAUAACUUUUUGGUAAAAACUCAACUGGUCGUGUUUGGAGGACAAAGAAUGCUGAGUUGCAUCCAAAGAACACCAUACCUACUGUGAAGCAUGGGGGUGGAAACAUCAUGCUUUGGGGCUGUUUUUCUGCAAAGGGACCAGGACGACUGAUCCGUGUAAAGGAAAGAAUGAAUGGGGCCAUGUAUCGUGAGAUUUUGAGUGAAAACCUCCUUCCAUCAGCAAGGGCAUUGAAGAUGAAACGUGGCUGGGUCUUUCAGCAUGACAAUGAUCCCAAACACACCGCCCGGGCAACGAAGGAGUGGCUUCGUAAGAAGCAUUUCUUGGAGUGGCCUAGCCAGUCUCCAGAUCUCAACCCCAUAGAAAAUCUUUGGAGGGAGUUGAAAGUCCAUGUUGCCCAGCGACAGCCCCAAAACAUCACUGCUCUAGAGGAGAUCUGUAUGGAGGAAUGGGCCAAAAUACCAGCAACAGUGUGUGAAAACCUUGUGAAGACUUACAGAAAACGUUUGACCUGUGUCAUUGCCAACAAAGGGUAUAUAACAAAGUAUUGAGAAACUUUUGUUAUUGACCAAAUACUUAUUUUCCACCAUAAUUUGCAAAUAAAUUCAUUAAAAAUCCUACAAUGUGAUUUUCUGGAUUUGUUUUUCUCAUUUUGUCUGUCAUAGUUGACGUGUACCUAUGAUGAAAAUUACAGGCCUCAUCUUUUUAAGUGGGAGAACUUGCACAAUUGGUGGUUGACCUAAAUACUUUUUUCCCCCACUGUAUGCUUCUACUAAACCAUUACAAGGCUAGGAUGUGUUUCUGAUUUCUGAUUUCUUGCUCAAUCGCUUUGUUUUUCACCCACGUACAAUUAGUUUAAGUAUGUUGAUCUAAACUUGAAUGCUGCCUCGAAAACCCCAAAAAAAAUCCGGAUGUGGGAAUGUUGCCAGUUGAAAAUGUAGUGUUUAGACAAUGAGAAUGUUUGUUACUGUGGUGUCUUGUUUCUUUUAACUGGAGUAUUUGGGAUGCUUGUUGGGCCCCUUCUAAUGGGCUGAGUGGUCAGACUCUGACAGAUCGUCUUCCCUUUGGCCUUGUUGCUGUUAAUACACUGAGGGCUGUGUUGUGCGUGUGGAAACUAAAGCAUUGUUUAUGCUUCAUGUCCUCUCUGACUGCGCUGCCUGGUGAAAACAUAUUGUUUUAAAGCCAGUGUAAGAAGACAAAUGUGCCUUGCCUGCUUCCUCUGUAUAGACACAAAAAUGGAGAGGGCAACAUCUGUUGGACAGCUGUAGUAGGGGCCUCAACACUGUUGUUUACCAACCUUCAUCAGCUUUUAUUUUCUUCUUUUACAAGUUGUUACAGUACCUUUGUUGUUUUAGAAGUAGCUGAUAGUUUGGGUCACAGCCUGGUUCUGACAGUGGAGCAGUUGUAAAACCCCAUUGAUUCCUGGGUGACUAGAUCAAAGCUCACAGUAGGCUCUUAGUGUAGGCCUAUGUGUCAGUGUUCUGGUUUUGUUCAGAGUAAUCCCUGGGUAAAUUGGGAGAACCUGUUCUGGUUUGUGUUAGCUGUUUGAUGUGGCGCCACUGUGUCAAAUAGUCCCCUGUGUCAGUUUGAUCAUCUCUCUCGUGUGUUUGCAGAUUGAGAUCAGCCGGAGAGUGACCCUAGAGGAGCUCCCUCCUGUGCUGGUGCUCCACCUCAAGAGAUUUGUGUUUGAGAAGACUGGAGGCUGUCAGAAACUGAUCAAGAACAUUGAUUACCCUGUAGACCUAGAGAUCAGCAAAGGUACGUGAAUCACUGAAAAGCCUCCAGACCAUUGGGUAAGUUCCCCACUUAAAAAACACAUGCCCCAAUUAUUGAAUUAACUCUAUUGAAUGUGUGUUAAGCUCUGAACCCUGUGUGAAAAAGGCAAUCAUUUUUAACAUACUUCUCACACUGUCAGCAUCUGAUCAUAUUCCAGUAAAGACCAUCUUUCCACGGUCUGUGUCCUAGGUAGACAGACACACACAGGUGUAGCUCACUUGACUGCCAUCGCAUAUUUAAACGAGGGUGCCGGCAGAAUGCUGGGAAGUCAUCAUCAGCGGCAGGGAGAGAUGAUUUGUGGGUCGACCUCAUACCGUUAAAGGCCUCCUCAUCCAGCCCGACACCCAACCUCACACAGCUUCACACCUCAUCAGUCCUGUACCCUACAAGCCCUGAAACAGCAGCACACAGAGGAAAUAUUUAUAGAGGACUUCCCUCUCCCUAAAAAAAAGCGCCAUUUUAGAAAUCCUCUGCCAAGUAGGUCAACAUAUCCAUAAUAUCUGAGGGAGCCUCUGUAUCCAUCUCUCCCAUGUAGGAGGUUCAUGUGAGGGUUCUGUAGCUAGUCCUAAAGGCACGUCUACCAAAUCCCCGUAGACGAAGUCCCAGCAGCUUGAGGAUAGUAGUACUGUAGAUUUACAGAAUAAGCAUCAGAAUGUGGAGAGAACUGGGUCCAGCGUGUUGGGCCUGCUCCGGUGUAUAUAUUAUAAAAAGUAGGCUACAUUUUACUUUGUUUUGGGACGAGCGGCAGCAUUCUAGCCUAGUUGGAACAUCUAAUCUGCAUACAAUUUACCAAACGCUACACUGGUGUAUUUUUAUAGCCACCUUUAUUUAGAUGGGCUGGCUUUCAUAACUGUAAUUGACGGUGCUCUGAGGGAUAUCUUACACCUCUGUUUCUCUCUGUGAUGUGGCUGUAUUGUAUGUAUUAAUUUGGCUGUCCUCCUUAGAUCUCCUCUCUUCAGGGGUGCGGAGCAAAAUAUUCAAAGGCCAAAGAACCUACAGGCUCUUUGCAGGUAUGUACCGUAUACACCGAUUUAUCCACACAGUAUCACACAAACGGUCACAAUCAUUCAAUUAUACGCAGGUAAUAGGGCAUUGGCCCAAUGCGAACAGGUAACAGCAUAUAUAGUCAAGCAUAUUAUAUAUUCAAACAUUAAGUUUGAUAUUUCAUAGGAUUCUCUUUUGAUGUGUUGUUCAGACUCACUGAGGUUUCCAUUCAUUCUCUGUUUACUCCACAUGCUAUCUCAGUGGCUGAUAGUAUUGAUACUCUUUAUUUGAGCUACCUUGAACGGCUCUCCUCGGCUACUGUAUUUCUGAUAGAAAGCAGAUUGAACUUCUCGGAGCCAUGACUUUGCUCUUGGAACAAUUUUAUGUUUUGGACAAAUCUCAAUUGACCCUUCGCUGAGCCACGCCCCACAAUUUUCGGCAACCAAUCGCAGCACUCCAAUGGAUAGCAACUGUUGUCAAGUCCGACACCUCGGACAAGCUCACGCUUAAAUCUCAUGAAAGCCAGUGAUGUCUAUAGCAAAAACUGAGUUGUCUGCAAAAAAUUAAUGUUUAAAUGGCUAAAUCAUUUAACAGUGCACCAUUAAUACUUGCUACUGUGAUUCCUGAAAUACAGAGCCUGUUGAUGGAGUAUUUUUCUAAUCCAAAAUUAUACUUUUGGUACAUUGUUUGCUAGCUCAGCUGGUUAGGUAGCUCUGUCUCAUUGACCACCAAACGUUGCUAAUGCUAGAUAGGUAGCUAGUUAGCCACUUAAUAUAACUUGUUUUCUCAAUGUAUGUUAGCUAGCUAAGUUAGCAACGUUAUGAAUACAACUCCCUUGAAAGCACUAGUUAGCUGAAAUUGGCUUAUAGCUUUGAUUGCAUGCAAAUAGUGAAUUCAGAGCCAUUCAGUGGCUAGCUACACUACAAACAUAAUUUCACCAGGUUCCCGUGAAGAAAUUGUAAUGACAGUCCACCACAACAUAGGCUACCCAAGAGUUUCCUGACUAGCAAGGGGUGGUCUGUUUUUAAUUUCAUUGUGUAUUAGAAACACAGUUUGAGAUCAUUGUGAGGGGAUUUCGCCAGUGGUUUUAAUGGGGAAUUGGGCUUCCCGGUAAAAUGUUGUCAGAGGUUGCAACAGUAACCAAGGGGGGCGGGGCUUAGUGAAAGGGCAAUUUGAGGAAAGGUUGAUUCAAAUCAUGUUCAGAAACUUUUAGUUGGAGCAAAAUGCUGUUUCUUUUCUGUAAACUUCUAUGUCCUACAAAAUUCUAGAAUAUAAACAUACCUGUUUAAUGUACUGGAUAGUAUUAUGACUUGGCUAUGGAGAAAGGUACGGUGGAAAAGUACAGUGUUGAGUUCUGUUGCUAUGAUUCCAGAGGGCUCCUUGUGGAAUGAUGCCCAAGGUAGCUAGUGCUGAUCUCAGCUGUGAAAUUACGCAAGAGUUUCAUUCUGUGGUAACAUGCAUCAGUAAAACCACAUUCUCUCACUCCACUCUUCCUCCUAGACCCAGGAAGUCUUUCUAGACUAGAGCAUUACCCCAGACUUUGCCACAGCCCUGACCCCUCCCCACCCCUAUAACCCCCUCCUUGGCAGGGCCAAAGGGGAUAAAAGUGGUCCUUCAUUAGGAAGCUCUGCCUGCCCCAUGAAAACAUCUCCACUGUGCUGCUGUCUGGUGUGAGCGGCCAGUGUCCAGCUAACUGUUAUUUCCAGCAGCUCAUUCAGCAUGUAGUUCUCCUGCCCCCUCCUCCCCUCCCUUCACGACUCACUGACCUGUUCAAACAAAGACAACCUCCACUGUGGAUAUGGGGGUCCUGUUAAUCUCCCCGUAGUUUGGAAUUAAAUUGUCUUCAGCCGUUUAUUUUCCUUUCAGAGCAGAAAAGGGCGCUCCUCACUUGUCAAAAAGCUGUUAGUAGAGUAACCCCUGGCAACUGUUGCUAUAGCGGUGCAGUAAAUCUUUUACUGUAAGAUCCUGGAGGUAAACGUUUUGCCUUCUCUCUGACCAUCUGGCCCAUGGACGGAGAAAGUCUUGAUGAAAAGGUCUCGUGCUACACAGCGUGUAAUAUGAUAACAUAACAGUAUUGUAAAUAUGUAAUAAGCGCCUUUGGAAACUUCAAUCAUGUCAUUUUUAAUGUUCUUGCUCCAGUGAAAAGGUGAACCUGUGCAAUCAAGCACUUAGGGGAAAAGUUGGCUCAAGUACACACUGGUAUUUCUUUUUUCCCUCCUGCCAAGCCAAUCAUUCAGUUGGUUGCACAUAUCUGUUUUCUGAUGAGGGGGUAAUGACAUUACUCCUUGCCUAUAGUAAGUUAUGGUUUCAGUACAAAGAAUGAGUUACCACCUGAGGCUAGUUCUGUGUCCAAAUCAAACGGAUCUAACAAGAUCGUCAUGUUUACUCAAUUUAAUGAUUUAUUUCUGCCCGGUAACAACUGUCACUGGGGCUUAAAUCCGAAGCCCACUUUUUAAACGUGUUCUUCAUCGUAUCGUUGUUUUUCACGUUAAGGGCAUUAAGUCUGUUUGGAACACGUGUUGCCAGCCCAGCUUGUAAAUAUGGGCACAGAAUGGACAAUGUUCUUUUCUUUCCACAUUCUCCUUGUGUAGUUACUAAGGUUUCUACAUUUGGUCAUGAUUGAUGCAUUGCCAAGAAUUCUUAUGACACUUGAUCAGAUAUCUGAAAGAAGUGUAAUAAAGUUUUAACAAUAUGCUUACAACAUGCUAUUCAUGUUCAUAUUCACAUUCACAUAUUCAUUGGUUUCCGCCUCUGAAACUCUUCCAUUUUGUGUGUCCCUCUCGCAGUUGUCUAUCACCAUGGGAACAGCGCUACAGGCGGCCAUUACACCACGGAUGUCUUCCACAUCGGUCUGAACGGCUGGCUGCGUAUUGACGACCAGGCAGUGAAGGUCAUCAACCAGUACCAGGUGGUGAAGCAGACUGCUGAGCGCACUGCCUACCUGCUGUACUACCGUCGCGUCGACCUGCUGUAGACGCCACACACAUAUACAUGCACACUCACACAGCAGAACACAUUCAACUACAUAUGCACACUCCCACUACAGACACUCAAGUGCACAUACACAUGCAUACAUACAAACGCAUACAAACACACAAACUAAUGAACAGGAACACUGCCCAACUUCUUCUCUUGCAAGAUUUUCCUCUUCCUCCCCCUCGUCCCUGCUUUUCCAGAGAACCAGCUUUUCCAACAAUGCCUUUUUUCCUUUUAUCUUUUUUGGAAGAAUUAGAGGAAAAAAGGACGCGUUCUAAAAUAAUUUCCCUGUGAUGGCUUCCUCUUCUCUGUGCGCCACUGCUGUUUUUUUUUAAAUGCUGAGAGGAGAGACUGUUGAAUGGACUGAGGGGAGGGGACCUUGAGACUCGCCUCUGAACCUACACCCUCGUUCAGACUGGGAACAGUGAGUACUUUACCCACAGGACGAACUAUCUAUCUACAACACGAGGCUGCAGAUGGACUGUUGGACUGCUGGAGAGAAGUUGUAUUUUUUUUGUUUAUCUACUGUUUUUUUUCUUCUCAUUUUGGGGGGAAAAUGGCAUAGAAUAAUCAGUGUUUUGCCUUUUAGCAAGGGGAGUUGUUGUCCUAAUGAAUUUGCAGCAGUUUAAACGCCUGUUGAAAUUUUGCCAGAGUGCAUCAAAAAAGGCCCAGCACCAGCAAAACGACAAAACGUUAUCGGAUGAGUCUCUAUAACUCCAGAGGCAAGAUGCUCUUCAUGGCCACCAUCUCUUCUUCCUUCUCCACCUUCCUCACUUUCCUGAUGCUUUUAAAUCUAGGUAAAACUUGAGCCAUCAAAAAAAUAGAAAAAAUGACAGGAGAAGAGGUGCUGCUACAAUGUGCUGAAACUAAACAGCUUUGUUUGAGAGAACCUUGUGGUUUCUGGGUGUAGAAUUAGAAUGACUAUCUAAAAACAAUUUUAAUGCGCUUUAGGAUUUAAAUGAUUAAAAAAAUAAGCUUCUGUGCACGUAAAAUAUAACUGAUCAAUAAAAAGAUGUGGACGUGCAAAUGCACACUUUCAGAUAUUUUAAGAUUUAAAACUGUGAAAAAAAUAAAUAAAAAAUAGAAAUCUAAAUCUAGGUGAGUGUCACCUUGUUUGGCUCCCUGGGUGGUUGUUAGUUCUAAGGCUUUCUGAGUACUCUGGAGCACUGGAGAGAUACCAAUGAAGACUGAGAUUCCACCGCAAGCACCGGCCCUUGUUUAUUUUAUACCUAUCUUUUCUCCCCUCCAUCCUUCAUUUAUCCUUUUUUCCCUGUUCUGGUCUAAAGGUUCCAUCUGUGUAUAGGCGGCCUGCCUUUGUAGUUACAAGAGCCACAUUACUCCUUACCCCUCAACUCAUCAGAAAAAGGGGGCUGCCUUAGGUUCGCUAUGCGAGGCUUUCUAAUCCAAAUCUCCACUCAAUGUACAAGUCCAACCCAGUGAGUGUGACAACUGUAAGUCAAAUGUCUGUAAAGUGUUAUGGGAAUGUACCUGACCUUUGCAUUUCCUCUUUUGGUGGCUGAGUGCAGUUCCUCUCCAGUGAGAGAGACUGUCCAUGUUGGGGGGUAAGUGGGAACACAUCUGCUGCUUGGCUCUAGAAAUGAAAUCCCCCACAAUAAAUGCGCACAAAAGGAAAUCAUGUUUGUUUUUGUUUGAGACCUUGCUUUUUGCAUCAUUAUUAUUCAUUGAUUGUGUUUUGCGUUUCGGUUAAAUGCUAUUGUUAUUUUUCAUUUGUUCAAUAAUACCAUGACCGUUUCCCAGAAUUAUACUAUAUGGCAUUUAAAUUGAUAUUUGAGCGAAAUUACCCAAGGUAAAGCACAACAAUGAAUAAAAUUGGACAAGUUCUUUGCUUGAUCAUAUUUUCUUUUGUCAUUUUCUUUUUUCCCUGAACUAAGUUUGAUCCAUAGUCUAAUCUUAAGGGAUAUUUUAACCAAACCAAUUUCAGAAUCUGUCAGUAUUUAAUCCUUUACAAAAAUAACAUAACUGGUACAUUACUUUGCUGAAGGCUUGGUGCAUUGUGGUUUACCCUUGUAUACUCUAUGUCCUUAAUGGGCAAAGCAGACUAUUUUCUAAAGAGCUUUCACAUACAGUAUACACUUUCUCACAUACACACACUACUUGCACACACACUUGGCCAUUAGUUAACACGAGGUACACAACUGGGAAUGGGUCCUUUUGUAAGUCGGCUCUCACACUUUCCCAUUUCUGACCACUGGAACGUUGGGGCAGUGUGAAAUCAUUUUUCCCACAUCGGAAUAGCAGCGCAUGCAUUUUAGAUCCAACAGGAAGAGCUUAUUUUAUCCCAUUUCUCACUUUGUAGUUCACUCACUGAUGGUAGCAGAGACCUAUUAAAUAUACUUCUAUCCCCUUUUAUUUAAAGUGACUGGAAACUGAGUCAUGGAAAGAGUUAUCUGACCAUGUGCAUUUUCUGUGUUGCAUUCUUUGCGUUUGGAGCAGUGUCAUUUAUAUUGCCAACACAAUUCCCUUCCAUGAAUUAGCGUUGUAUAUUUUGCCCUGAAAAUGUGUAUUGUGUUAAAGUGACUGCAAUUUCAUAGUCUAAACUGCUGAAUUUGGUUCCCUCAAGUCAUUUGCUUAUUACUUAUGGGUAUGUAAAGUCAAAAAAAUGUCCCCAAGUGAAACCAAAGGAUACGUCACAUUGACCCUGUUGCCUUUCGUAAUUGCGCUAAUGCUUCUAUGUCUAACUUUGGUUUCACCUCUGCACCAAUAUGUUCUGUUGCCACAGCUCAUGAUUCAUUCAAUCAGCAUGACUCAGUCAUUCCAUAUAAGGAAAUUGAGCUGAUCCGUUCAGAUCAUUAUAAAACUCCUUAUAAGUGUUAGUUCAAUUGUGCUGAUGGCUAUGUGGUCAUAUCUAAUACACUCAUUGUGACAAUGUUGGUUUGAUUUGUUUUUCUUUCCCCCCUGAAGAAUGUUUUGAAGAAGAUGGUUUGAAACGGACACUAAAGCUGUCAGAAAGCUUUCUGUUGUACACGUUUUAUCCCUGAGUCUUUUUUUAUGACUAUGGUCAGGAUAUAUGCUGGCGAAUCGCUUCAAUGAUGUCGUUCUGUUUAGUUUGUGCUUCCUAACACGGUUGUCUGCUGAGGGCUUGUGUUGGGAUAUCAAGCUGAAUACAAACUAUAUGCUGUCUUUUCAUCUUAAUCCUCCAGCAUUCUGCUCUUUUUGUUUAUUGUUCAAAUAAAAGAUUGUGGAAAACCGAAGCCGUUUGCCAAUGAAGUGUAAUCCGAAGACUGCUUAGCUUUCUUCUAGUACUUCAAAAUCAUGUAGUCUCUACACCUUCAACUGCCCUAGUACAGACAAUGUGCACAAUAACAGCCUGGUCUCAGACUAGAUGUUACAUAGUAAACGUGAUUCCGGGACACUCAACUUAGUAUGAUAUGUUGCUUUUGGUAUGGUUACAUAACACAGAUGGUUACUUAAGGCAAAAACGAAAGUAGGGUGGUUGGUCGGCAUGGAUGGGUGGGCGUAUAACGUCUACAGUUGAAGUCGGAAGUUUACAUACACCUUAGCCAAAUAAAUGUAAACUCAGUAAAAAAUUCCCUGUCUUAGGUCAGUUAGGAUCACCACUUUAUUUUAAGAAUGUGAAAUGUCAGAAUAAUAGAACAGAGAAUGAUUUAUUUCAGCUUUUUAUUUCUUUCGUCACAUUCCCAGUGGGUCAGAAGUUUACAUACACUCAAUUAGUAUUUGGUAGCAUUGCCUUUAAAUUGUUUAACUUGGGUCAAACGUUUCGGGUAGCCUUCCACAAGCUUCCCACUAUAAGUUGGGUGAAUUUUGGCCCAUUCCUCUUUACAGAGCUGGUGUAACUGAGUCAGGUUUGUAGGCCUCCUUGCUCGCACACGCUUUUUCAGUUCUGCCCACAAAUUUUCUAUAGGAUUGAGGUCAGGGCUUUGUGAUGGCCACACCAAUACCUUGACUUUGUUGUCCUUAAGCCAUUUUGCCACAACUUUGGAAGUAUGCUUGGGGUCAUUGUCCAUUUGGAAGACUCAUUUGUGACCAAGCUUUAACUUCCUGACUGAUGUCUUGAGAUGUUACUUCAAUAUAUCCACACAAUUUUCCUUCCUCAUGAUGCCAUCUAUUUUGUGAAGUGCACCAGUCCCUCCUGCAGCAAAGCACCCCCACGGAAUGAUGCUGCCACCCCCGUGCUUCACGGUUGGGAUGGUGUUCUUCGGCUUGCAAGUUCCCCCUUUUUCCUCCAAACAUAACGAUGGUCAUUAUGGCCAAAACAGUUCUAUUUUUGUUUCAUCAGACCAGAGGAUAUUUCUCCAAAAAGUAUGAUCUUUGUCCCCAUGUGCAGUUGCAAACCGUAGUCUGGCUUUUUUUAUGCCGGUUUUGGAGCAGUGGCUUCUUCCUUGCUGAGCGGCCUUUCAGGUUAUGUCGAUAUAGGACUUGUUUUACUCUGGAUAUAGAUACUUUUGUACCUGUUUCCUCCAGCAUCUUCACAAGGUCGUUUGCUGUUGUUCUGGGAUUGAUUUGCACUUUUCGCACCAAGGUACGUUCAUCUGUAGGAGACAGAACGCGUCUCCUUCCUGAGCGGUAUGAUGGCUGCGUGGUCCCAUGGUGUUUAUAUUUGCGUACUGUUGUUUGUAUAGAUGAAUGUGGUACCUUCAGGCGUUUGGAAAUUGCUCCCAAGGAUGAACCUGUCCCAAUGAUGAACCAGACUUGUGGAGGUCUACAACUUUUCUUCUGAGGUCUUGGCUGAUUCUUUUUUUCCCAUGAUGUCAAGCAAAGAGGCACAGAGUUUGAAGGUAGGCCUUAAAAUACAUCCACAGGUACACCUCCAAUUGACUCAAAUGAUGUCAAUUAGCCUAUCAGAAGCUUCUAAAGCCAUGACAUUAUUUUCUGGAAUUUUCCAAGCUGUUUAAAGGCACAGUCAACUCAGUGUAUGUAAACAUCUGACCCACUGGAAUUGUGAUACAGUGAAUUAUAAGUGAAAUAAUCUGUCUGUAAACAAUUGUUGGAAAAAUGACUUGUGUCAUGCACAAAGUAGAUGUCCUAACCGACUUGCCAAAACUAUAGUUUGUUAACAAAUUUGUGGAGUGGUGGUUGAAAAACGAGUUUUAAUGACUCCAACCUAAGUGUAUGUAAACUUCCGACUUCAACUGUAUGUCUAGCAACCCAAUGGUUGCGAGUUUGAAUCUCAUCACGGACAACUUUAGCAUUUUAGCUAAUUAGCAACUUUUCCACUACUUUUUAGCUACUUUGCGACUACUUAGCAUGUUAGCUUACCUGUCCUUAACCCUAACCCUUUUUGAUAACCCUAACCUUAACCCUUUAACCUAACUCCUAAAUUUAACCCUAACCCCCUAGCCUAGCUAAAGUUAGCCAGCUAGCUAAUGUUAGCCACCUAGCUAGAAUUCGUAACAUAUACGUUUUUGGAAAUUUGUAACAUAUUGUAUGUUUUUCAAAUUCGUAACAUAAUAUGAAUAGUAAUUCGAAAAAUAUACAAAAUGGGUGAUGGACAUCCAGAAUUUAAUACAUACCAUACGGAAACUUAGCAUAUCAUGCUAAAUGGAGUGUCUCGGGUUUACGCACAGAAUAAUAUGAAAUGCUCUGAGACCAAGUUGACAAACAAACAACAUGAAAUAAAGUGGAAACUGAUCUUCACAGUAUAUAUUUUGCAUGUAUUGUAGCCAAUCUAGAAAUAAUCACCUGUAUUGUAGCCUACCAGUAUCUAGAAAUAACCACCUAUGGUCUCAUUCCAUAUUCCUCAUUUAGUUUUCACCUACAGUAUCUGAUGUACAGUAUUUCCAGUAUGCUGUAGCUGUUCCUCCCCCUGACCAGGACUGUGGUCAAGCUGGCUGCCUCUGUGUCCUGACUACAGUCUGGUUCAGGAAAGUGAGCUUGCUUCUGUUUGGUUUAUACAAGCAUGCCCAUAAUUUCAGAUUUUGCCAGGGAAGGAUUUUCCUUCUCUGUUUUUCUUGCUAUAAUUGGGCCUUGUACAGGGAUGCGGGGUGCAGGUUUUACUCUCAGACUUGAACAUGUAAUUAAGUGUGGUAUUUUUCUUGUUAAUGUCACAGCACAGCUAAAGAUCCUCUUUAUAGGCCCCUGUCCUGGGGGGGGAAAUUACAGCCCUGGGCACCCACUGAUGGACCACCUAUAUACUCAGAGAAGUGUCUCUUUCAGCCACGCUGAGAAAAUGAUAUGUUGUAAGGGAGCUUGUUUUACCUCUUCCAUUUUUAAGCCAUGAGUGGAUGUUAAUAGCCAGAACAUAUUUUUAAAGCCAGUAACUUCUAAUGGGCAUAUUGCAGUGAAGACCCUGGCAUGAAUGUUCGCUGAAAACAGGGGCUACUCUUAAUGUUGGUAGGGGAUUUAAAGUGAAGUUUGAAGCGUCUGAGAUACUUUAACAUUACCUGUGACGUUUUGAACACUAGCACCACUGCCUGUGGCACAGAGGAUUGAACCAUCAGGGAGAGAUUGUCUAGUGAGGGAUGGCUGACUCAGAAGAUGGCUGACUCAGAAGUCCUUAGAACAUUGAGUGAACAUGAAGUUCAGAACUCUCCUUCUACAUGGGGGCUGAGUGCAAACUCGCCCCUUCUUUAUGAAGCAUGUGGAUGGAGAGAUGCAGUGCAUGAGAGAAACCUCAUAUACCCCUAGACAAAAUAUGUGUGGUUACAGACAUCCAUAUCAACACCAUAGCCUCCCCAAACCUGUCCCCUAACCAACUCAGUCCUUAUUUUCAGAAUAAUUUUUCUUGGCUGUAGAAAACUAUGCAACCUGAGACAACAAUUUCCUGUCUGUAGUAACCAGCUAGGUCACUCAGAGGGGGAAUCACAUAGUUUUAAAAGUUGCACUUACAACAACACUUUGCUGUGGUUUAGCAUACACAUUUCAAUAAUUUGCGUUAGAAUGGUAAUGAGCAGUUAGUUACUCCCGCCCCCUCCACUGUGUUGGCUCAGGACUAUCCUGGUCCAGCCAAACAAACUGUACACCUUGAGACUGGAAUCCCAGGCAUGCACUCCCUUCUCAUGCCAGUCUGGUGCUGUGUUGGUCCCUGUGCCCUCCAGCUACGCAGACCUCUCACUAUAG